AUGACAAAUCCAAGUGUCUUAGACCUUACUUUAGCCACAGAUUCAGUAUCUCCCUAUAUCACUGAUUGGCAAGUCCUCCCGGAUCUUGGAUCAGAUCACUUAAGCAUUCUCUUUGAAGUAAAGGGCACUUUAUCCCGUACAACGAAUAUAGCUCAGCCAGCAAGAUUCAAUACAAAACUUGCGGAUUGGGAAAAAUUCGCGAAUACCCUCAAAUCGAAAAUAUCGACAUCAACCACCUUAAAUUCGAGUGAAUACCUUAACAUCGCUACCUCAGAGUCCAACUCUCUUGAUUCCCUUCUCGACAAGAGCCAAUACAUACAAGUAUUGGAUGAAGCUGCAAAAGAAUUCACCCGAAUAAUCACUUAUUCGGCUGAAACCAGUAUACCGAGAAUCAAGUCCACAAAAAGAGCUAAACCCUGGUGGUCCCCAGAGCUGAAAGCCCUUCGAAAACGACUCUCUAAUGCAUUUGAGAACGCCAAGAUUUACCCGGAAGACGAUAUGUUCAAGAAAAUCUACCAGUCAGCCAGGAAUCAUUACUUCCAAGCUAUUAAAACAGCAAAGAAAAACCAUUGGAAUGAGUUCCUUGAAAAAGAGGAUACCCAAUCCAUAUUCAAGGCAAUGUCAUACACAAAAGAUAUACAAACCGAACGAAUCCCGAAUAUUCGAUCCAAUCCCUCUAAACUAGAAAAUUCUUUCGAGGGAAAAUGCUCUGCAUUUAGAUCGACCCUAUUUCCUCCUCCUUCAUUCACCCCACCGCCCAAUUGGGAAAGCUAUAAACAAUCUAAGAAAUGGGAAUAG
This is a messenger RNA of Sclerotinia sclerotiorum 1980 UF-70, 798 nucleotides long. RefSeq lists its product as hypothetical. The transcript has a single exon. The record is from RefSeq and is a predicted model, not a curated record. The coding region runs from base 1 to 798 and encodes 265 amino acids. NCBI's taxonomy places the organism in Eukaryota, Fungi, Ascomycota, Leotiomycetes, Helotiales, Sclerotiniaceae.